Messenger RNA from Dalotia coriaria, 996 nucleotides. RefSeq names its product DUF1676 domain-containing protein Osi20 (gene Osi20). Gene Ontology annotation, cellular component: membrane. The record is from RefSeq and is a predicted model, not a curated record. NCBI's taxonomy places the organism in Eukaryota, Metazoa, Arthropoda, Insecta, Coleoptera, Staphylinidae. The transcript is spliced from 3 exons. The coding region runs from base 68 to 868 and encodes 266 amino acids.
UCAAUAGUCCUAAGCUAUAUUUAUUUAUUUAUAUAUUUUUUAAUUCAAUAAAUUUUAUAAAACGGUGAUGUGGCGAUUGUCAGUGUUGCUGGUGGUCGGCGCCAUCGUUGCUGUAUUUGCUCAGGACUUCGGAACACCAAGAAACAGCAAUGAGUUGGUCGACAAUGUUCUACAGAGUUGUGUGGACACCAGUUGCGUCAAAUACAACGUUUUGAAGUAUUUAGAUCAUGUUUUGCAUAUGGAGACUGAUGCCAGGAGCAUUAAGAAUAUUGAUAAUGCCAUCUUCAAACGUGUGGCUAGAAUUGUAAAGACCCAUGAGUUUAAAAUGGAACUGCCAAGUUUCUUCGAAGGGUCUCAACUUGUAUACAACACCAAGGAUGGUCUUGAUAUUACGGAACCUACUACCGAAGAAAGAGCUCUUGGUUUGAAAAAGAAACUCCUCUUCCCAAUUCUUCUCCUUCUGAAACUGAAGAUGCAAGCACUCAUGCCAAUCUUUGUGGGUCUCCUCUACUUAAAAACCAUGAAGGCUCUCAUUCUCAGCAAACUAGCAAUUGUAUUGGUGAUUGGCUUCAUUGCCUAUCAACUCCUGGGCAAAGCAGGAAUGAAAAUGCCUCUUCCAAUGACAAUGUCCCCAAUGCCACCUCUAGAACCCCCAAUGUCAAUGUAUGGCCCACCUUCAACAACCAGCUCCUAUGAACCUGGUUGGGAACCAGCCAGUGGUGGACCCUACGCCCGCAUCUGGAGCAACUCAGCUUCCUCCGGUUCUGGUAGCCCAUCAUCAAGUUCUCUUUCUGACAGUGCGCAAAACAUCGCCUACUCCGCGUACUACCCCAGCAGUUCAUCGAGCGCUUCCACCUCUAGCCCAUAAUCACACACCAAAGAGAACCAAAGAUGUAACUUAUAUGUAUUUAUUUGUUUUGUUAUUGAUAAAAAUGAAACCAAGCGAUGCGAGAGGUUGAAAAUAAAAUAAUAUAUGUUAAGCCUUGGUUUGUAAAA